Linum tenue is the source of this 1116-nucleotide messenger RNA. The record is from the annotation of a GenBank genome assembly. Lineage: Eukaryota; Viridiplantae; Streptophyta; Magnoliopsida; Malpighiales; Linaceae.
AUGGAUAAUGUGUUGCAUAUGAAUGGGGGCAUGGGAGAGACUAGCUACGCUAAGAACUCCUUGCUUCAGUGGAAAGGGAUAGCAACCACUCUGCCGAUAACAAAGGAAGCCAUAGCAGAACUGAUGUGCAACUCGAGCUUCCCCAUAGGCAGGCUAGCAAUCGCAAAUCUGGGCUGUGCUUCAGGGCCCAACUCCCUCUUCCUCGUGUCUGAGGUAAUCAAGGCCGCCCACAAGCUUUCCAGGGAGUUGGGCCACAAAUCCACCGACCAGUUUCAGAUCUUUCUGAAUGACCUCCCUGGAAAUGACUUCAACAACAUCUUCAGUUCUAUACAAGGAUUCAAGGAGAAAAUUAUGGAAGAAAUGGGGUCCUGCACGGAUUCUGAACCAAUAUUGAUGUUCAUCACUGGAGUCCCAGGUUCCUUCUAUGAUAGGCUUUUCCAAAGUGAUAGCCUCCAUUUCAUUCACUCUUCAUAUAGUGUUCACUGGAGCUCUCAAGUUCCUCGAGGUUUGGAGGAGAACAAGGGAAAUAUUUACAUGGCCAAAACCAGCCCUCAAUGUGUCUUGGAAGCCUAUUACAAACAAUUUCGGACAGACUUUUCAUCUUUCUUAAAUCAUAGGGCUCAAGAAUUGGUGACAGGAGGACGGAUGGUUCUGACCUUCUUUGGAAGGAGAAGUGCAGAACCUUGUGCCAAAGAGUGUUGCUACAUUUGGGAACUUAUGUCCAUGGCUCUCAACCAAAUGGCAUUGGAGGGGUUGAUAGAUCAGGAUAAAUUGGAUUCCUUCAAUCUCCCAUUGUUCACUCCAUCCGCCAUGGAAGUGGAAGCCGAGAUCCAAAAACAGGGCUCCUUUGCCAUCAAACACCUGGAGUUGUGGGAUAUGAGCUGGAAUGCCUACGAGGGGGAAGUGGACUUGCCUAAAGCCCUUCGAGAUGGUGGCUACAACGUUUCCAGGUGCAUGAAGGCGUUGUUUGAGCCGAUAAUCACCCAUAAGUUUAACCUGCCGAGGGAAGUCAUGAACGAGGUUUUCAAGAGGUAUGGUCUCCUUCUCUCAGAUUGGAUGGCCAACGAGAGAGCUAUUCUCGUGAGUUUGACUGUCUCGCUCACUAAGCGAGGUUGA